UCUAGUUGAUCACUGGGCAUGAUUCAUGCAUGCAUAUGGUGGGCAGGAUCCAUGCAUGCUCGCCGCAAUAUUAUUGAGAAUGCUGGUGGCCGGUGGCCGGUGGGUUGACUACUGGCUCCUCCAUCCCCAGUUGAAAAGGCGGUUAGUGAGGUGGCAUCUUGUUUUUAACAGAUGAGGUCAUCAAUAUUCAUAUUCGAACAGAAGGCCUAUCGGUCACAAAAUACUUUGAUAUCUUGUUUAGAACCAACUGAUUUUAUUAUCUUGAGUUGUUUGGAGAUAUUCAAUUAUGAAUCAUAUAUCAUUGACUAACACGUGCCUAUAUAAAACUAAUACACGAACAUCAUACUUGAAAAAGUAUAGUAUGUCAUAAACCAACUGGUACCAAUAACUCGAGUUGUACUCGCGAGAGAGUUAUUUAUAUAGAUCAUACACCACUCUCUUACACGCCCUCGCGAACAAAAGUCAACUUAUAAUGAGUUUGGUGUUUUCACAAACCCGUCAUACCUUGUGCUUAAAUCAACUGUGGGGUCGUGGAGAUUUGAACAUGCGACCAUCUGGCCAAACCAGCUCUGAUACCAUUUCAUAAACCAACUUAUCACAAUAAUUUGAGUUGUUGAAAGAUAGUUAUCUAUGGAUCGGGUACCACUUUCUUACAUAAUACCUCAACUAUCUCAUUCAUAGUGCAUUAAAUUUUCAACUACUUUGUUUUCCGUUGAGUUUUUCAUCAUUAUUUUUUAAAGUCGUUAUUGUUAGUCUCAGUGGCGGAGCUCCGUAAUCUCCCUCAACUUUUGAUUAAAAGUACAUGUAAAAUUUAUAACAAUAAAAAAAUUGAAUAUCUAUCAAGAUUUUGAACCCAUCACUGACCAUUAUAGUUUACUAGGGAUGACGAUGAGUCAGGUCGGGGACGGAUAGUGCAUAUUCGUUACCCUACCCAAAAUAGUUUGGGUUUUAGUUUUACCCAUACUCACAUAAGAAACAGGUAGAAAAUCCAAACCAUGCCCAUACUCAUUCGAAUUUUGGUUAUCCACAAUUAUCCAUGAAUAAUGAUUUCUCUUUAUAACUUCAACCAAUAUAUUAAUAUUCACGUGUAUUCAGUACAUUAUUUUCCAUCACCCAGACUGGAUCGCGAGUUACUGGCCGUAAUCAUUGUGUUCCCAUACGUGGGAAUAGUAAUUAAUCUUUCGAAGAAAAGUAAUCAUCAUUAGUUUUGAGUAAUCUCCCACUUUUAACGAUCGAUGGAUAAUUAAGAGCAGACUUAACUGCCUAGCUAGGAAAUCAAAGAGAAUAAAAAAUAAUACAGCAAAACGCAAAACUUUGAUCGUUAAUCCCCCACGUGCGGCUUUUCCCUUCACGUGGGAAUACAAUUCAACACGUUUUCCACGGUGAAGUUGCUGAUUUCGUUCUUAAACCUUAGCUCCCCUUCCGUUGCCCUUUCUCCCGAUUGCGGCUACGACCCAUCUAUAUUCUCUACCACACACACACAUAUAUAGUUCCCAACUCGAUCUCUCUAUGCGUAACCUUCUACACUUACCAUGCAGCAUUACCUGAGAAACGAGAUGACUAGUCCACCGCCGUCAUCCUCGAGCGACGGAGGCCGCGGCAGCCGUUCACCACCGUGCACUGGUGGCCGGCCAUCACGGCCGCCGCCAAAGCGAAAAGCCGGGCGGAAGAAAUUCCAGGAGACACGUCAUCCGAUCUACAAGGGCGUGCGUCGACGAAACGACAAGUGGGUGUGCGAGAUCCGACAUCCUCAGAACACCAAGUCGAGGAUCUGGUUGGGCACAUUCACGUGCCCCGAGACGGCGGGCAGGGCCCAUGACGUGGCGGCGCUGGCGCUCUGCAGGGCGGCGGACUCGGCGGGAACGAGGCUGAUGCUGAAGCUGAACUUCCCCGAGUCGGCUCACUCGCUGCCUCGUGCCGCGUCGGAUUCCGUGAAGGACAUUCAGCGCGCGGUGGUCCAGCUGGCUACCGUGGAGACCGGUGGGGGUGCGGUGUCGGGUGACGGUGUUGGUGACGUGGAGGGAGGGGAUUGGGGGGCGGUGGUGGGGAAGGUGGAGCCGAUGGUGUUUGUGGACGAGGAGGAGCUGUUCAACAUGCCGGCGUUGUUGAACGGCAUGGCGGAAGGGAUGAUUGUCACGCCGCCGGGGAUGAAGAGAGGGUUUUGCUGGGAUGAUGACGUGGACGGCGGUGGUGAUGAUCAGGGCAUGGACUUCACGUUGUGGAGUGACUAUUGAUUAGUUGUGGCUGUGUUGCUUAUGACAAGAAAGGCAACUGUCUGUCUCUUUUGGACAAUGUUAGAGAGCUUGUUAGACCAUUAUUAUGUGUUGAUUUUGAGAUAUUCGAUUGCUGAAUUGGUCAAGGAGAUGAAGCUGUAAUGUUUAGAAACUUCGUGUGGAGUUUAUUUUUCUUAAUAAGGUGGUUGAUGUGGGAAGGUGGUUGAUGUGAUCAUUAUGCAUUGGGUUGGUUUGGUUCAAUUCUUCUAUCCUAUUAUUUUCGAGGCGGAGUUUAAUCUGAGUCUCGAUAAAGAAUGAUGAUGAUU
Linum trigynum is the source of this 2539-nucleotide messenger RNA. The record is from the annotation of a GenBank genome assembly. NCBI's taxonomy places the organism in Eukaryota, Viridiplantae, Streptophyta, Magnoliopsida, Malpighiales, Linaceae.